AUGGCUUCUCUUGUGGCCGUAGGAUAUGACUUCAGGCUACGUUCGUCCUCGGGGGUGCCGCGGAAGCAAGGCGCUGAAUCCAGGCUUGGACCGGAGGAAGCGCCCUGUUCGGGAUGCAGUGGCAGCUUCAUCUCUGGGCCUUGUGGUGCUGGUCCGCAGCCAUCCAGGCUGGAGAUCAUUCGCGCCUAUUCCCUUGGCCGGGGCUCUAUGGGCUCUGUGCAGGAGCCGACGCCACGGCAGGGCUGCCAAUGCUGGCGCUGGCCACUGUGCAGUUGGUCAACUUUUGGCCUUGCAUCUGUGCCUUGCAAGGCUGGCGCGUGCAGCUCUGGGCAGCCGCUCCUGCUGGCAUCAUGUAUUGCACUUGGAGGCCUCUCCAUGGCAGGAGUCUGUCUGCCAGUGGCUGUCGCACGGAACCAGGGACGCUGUCGACUUGCUGGUUAA
This is a messenger RNA of Cladocopium goreaui, 441 nucleotides long. Lineage: Eukaryota; Dinophyceae; Suessiales; Symbiodiniaceae. The record is from the annotation of a GenBank genome assembly.